GGAACUGAGUGUUAAGAGCCAAACAAACCCUUCCCCUUCCCCUUCGCCACCUCUAGCAGCUUCUCUCGCCGGAAAAAAUGGCUUCCACUCUGCUUUCUCACUCCGGGAUUACCCUCAAAGGAUCACCCAAGCUUCUUCCGCCGCCACUAAUGGCAGCUCACAGAUUGCCCGUGGUGCAAAAGAUGAAGAAGGGAGGGAUUAAGUGCAAGUUGGAAGAGAAGCAAGAAGGAAAGAGGUCAAAAGAAAGCCUGAUUUCCGGGACGGUGGCGGCCAUGGCGACGACCGUGGUGGCAAUGGCGGGUCCGGCGGUGGCGCUGGUGGAUGAGAGGUUGAGCACAGAAGGAACAGGGCUGCCUUUUGGUUUAAGCAACAACCUUCUUGGGUGGAUUCUGGCAGGGAUGUUUGGUUUCAUUUGGGCUCUUUAUUUUGUUUAUGCUUCAUCCUUGGAGGAAGAUGAAGAUUCUGGUUUGUCACUUUGAAUCACUCAUAACAUUUCUUCAUCAAAAUUUGAUUUUGAUUUACUAAAUUGUUAAUAAACAAGCGAUUAUCGCUAUUUUAGUCUCGUUUUUUUAAUGAAACGUUAUUCCUCUCGA
Cucurbita moschata (crookneck pumpkin) is the source of this 593-nucleotide messenger RNA. RefSeq names its product photosystem II reaction center W protein, chloroplastic-like. The transcript has 2 exons. The record is from RefSeq and is a predicted model, not a curated record. NCBI's taxonomy places the organism in Eukaryota, Viridiplantae, Streptophyta, Magnoliopsida, Cucurbitales, Cucurbitaceae. Gene Ontology annotation, cellular component: photosystem II; chloroplast. The coding region runs from base 78 to 479 and encodes 133 amino acids. Gene Ontology annotation, biological process: photosynthesis.